Anopheles nili is the source of this 1084-nucleotide messenger RNA. Its product is annotated as microfibril-associated glycoprotein 4-like. The record is from RefSeq and is a predicted model, not a curated record. Bases 40 to 1077 code for a protein of 345 amino acids. NCBI's taxonomy places the organism in Eukaryota, Metazoa, Arthropoda, Insecta, Diptera, Culicidae. The transcript is spliced from 2 exons.
GUGAACUGAUCUUUUAAUAGAUUUUCUCCAACAAGUGCCAUGAGAUCCUCGUGUGUGGUGUUUAUUGCUUUAAUUUGUGCCGUACAGUGCCAAACGUGGGACAAUGUUAAAGCUACCCAGUCAAAUGCGACGAUGGAGACACGCUUGCUGGAGCAGUUGAGUCGGCUCUCGGAGAUGCUUGACAACAAAAUGGAAUUUCUAAGCAGCCAAAUCGAAGAGCUGAAAGUGGGCAUGAGCGAUGUAGUGCGCAAGCCAAAUGGAGCAUCCAUAAAUGCGUCCACUGCGGAUGGUACAUUGGGUAUCAGAAGUAGCCCUUCGGCUCCAACCGGCUUGGACUCUCAAAGUGUCGCCGAAAUCGAUGCCAAACUCAACACGACACAGAAAUCUCUCGACAAGUUGUCUCAACAACUGCUCAACUUUUCGCUGUGGAGCACCCAGCGAUCGUCCUUGUUGGAGCAGGAAUCCGCCCUGUACUUCAUGCGCCCGGUUCAGACUUAUAAUGCGGUCUCAUUCGUGGUGUCGCGUGACCUGACAGACAACCACGGUUUCGGUGCCAAUUGGAUCGUUUUCCAGCGGCGCUUUAACGGUUCGGUUGGGUUCUAUCGCAACUGGACCGAGUACGAAAACGGAUUCGGUGACCUGCGGGGUGAACAUUGGCUUGGUUUAAGCAAGCUGCACGCGAUCCUGGCGACUCGCCAGCACGAACUGCUCAUCGUGUUGGAGGAUUUCGAGGGUGUGAUCGCGUACGCGCACUACGACGACUUUCAGAUUGGAAAUGCGAGCGAGAAAUAUGCCAUCAAAUCGGUCGGCGUGUACCAAGGGACGGCGGGGGACUCCUUUUCGCAGCACAAGGACGAAAAGUUUUCAACGUACGAUCAGGAUAACGAUAAACACACCACCAGCUGCGCUGACUGGGCCCGUGGAGCGUGGUGGUUUUACAAGUGUUUUCGAAGCCAUUUGAAUGGGGAAUAUUUGACGGGGAAGCAACCUAAUCAACACGGCAUCGCGUGGGUCACGUUCCGAGACUCGUACUAUUCGCUGAAGAAGACGAAAAUGAUGGUUCGACCACUUCCUUGACGACGCG